AUGGCACCUCAGGUCACCGAGCGGCCCGGACGCUCUCUGCUGCCCACCAUGAUCCUCUACCUGCUCUUCCCCGCUCUUAUCUUCGGUUUUGUGGAAUCACAAACAGCCAACAUGACAGUGGAAGAGUUGAACAAAGUUGAGGGCAACCAAACAUUCAGAGAGCUCAUCACUAACAGUACAAUGCAAGCAGGCAACGUGACAUCCAGUUUGUACAUAGACGAGAAGAGAGUCAUAGAGGACGAACUGCAGAACAACCAAACAUCUGUUAUCAGAGAGGAUAGCGAGAAUUUCCAGGACCAGGAAACAGAGUUUCCAGGCAGAUACUGCCACGAGGAAGAACUGGAAGUGUACAGUCACAGCUUGUGUGGAGACAAUUUUCGCAUGGAAAUGACGUCAAUCAGCCCAGAAAAGUGGUGUGUGCUUGAAAAUAUUAUCAGACCGUACAACACCAUGACGGUGUGCUUGGAGUUAGUGUCAGAAACAUUUGGCUGUUAUUACCCAAACUCCAUCAUCCAGGCCUUAUUCAUCUCCAUCCACUCCACCUACUUCUACAACUGCUCGUCCGGCACAGAGAUCCAGCAGCAGCCUCCGUCUGAGGACGCCCCCCAGGCCGUCGUGAUCGCCCUCACGCUCAUCCCCGUCAGCCUCAUCCCCGUGCUGGUUUACCUGGUGGUCUGGAGGAGUGAGAGCGGCUCCAUCCCGCCACAAUAAAACCCACAGUGUAUGUUCAAUCCUCCAACCGCCAACAAUACGACCACACUGGUUGUUUGUUUUUGCACUCUAGCUCUGGUCCUUCACAACGUGUCAGCAGAGAUACGAUGAGAUCAGAUCAGAUUUUAUUUAUCCCACAGUGGGGAAAUUUAGUCGUCACAGCAGCUCCAGAAACAGACAAAUAGAUAUAAAAAAAUAAGACAUAUACUGUACACAUUAUAUACAUACACGGCAUAUUAGGGCCAAGUAUAAGAGGAAAAAAAUACAGACUCGGGGAAGGGAGGUAAUAUUUCAAAAGACAGUUGCAAAUUUCUGAGAUUAGAGUGACAAAUCUACGAGAGAAAAAAGUCACGGAUCUACGAGAUUAAAAGUGGCAAUCUGCAAGAAAAUCUGCAAGAA
Messenger RNA from Centropristis striata (black sea bass), 1110 nucleotides. RefSeq lists its product as uncharacterized. Bases 1 to 711 code for a protein of 236 amino acids. Gene Ontology annotation, molecular function: coreceptor activity. The transcript is spliced from 5 exons. Gene Ontology annotation, biological process: cellular response to hormone stimulus; receptor internalization; angiogenesis. The record is from RefSeq and is a predicted model, not a curated record. NCBI's taxonomy places the organism in Eukaryota, Metazoa, Chordata, Actinopteri, Perciformes, Serranidae. Gene Ontology annotation, cellular component: signaling receptor complex; membrane; cell surface.